This is a messenger RNA of Cylindrotheca closterium, 942 nucleotides long. NCBI's taxonomy places the organism in Eukaryota, Bacillariophyta, Bacillariophyceae, Bacillariales, Bacillariaceae. The record is from the annotation of a GenBank genome assembly.
AUGGGAAUUAUUGGAAGUGGAUGUGAAGUCAUGCGAUAUGCAUGGCCCAAGAUGACUGUAUCCUUCUCCAUCCGAGAGAAUGUGGAUUUGUUGGUGAUCGAGCGAGGUAACUACAAGCAACCCAGUGGUAGCCCCCAUCGAGAACCAUGGGAGGACAUGGUGGAGUCCGUGCCUCCCGAAAAGCGACCAAAACUCGUCAUUGAAUGUUGGCGCUCUGAUCCAACUCUAUGGCAAUAUGGCCCAACCAGCAAGGCAACCACCACCAGAUGGAGAGACAUUGGCUACUACAUCAAUUGCCGAACUAUCAAUGCAACUUCCAUCGGUGGAGCCAUCAACCAAGAGAGACUCCUAGUGGCCCGCACUCGAGCUGACAUUGGAGCACAAUGGGUGUGGGACAACCUGGACAGAGAUCUAGAUGUGAUUCGACCCAUGGGAAAUCUACUCACACCACCCGGUUUGGUACCAAGAGGCUCCUACUCUAACAACGGCACCAACCACACUCCGUAUUCACUACACGACCCUAUGCCCAACCAAAUAGGAGCAUACAUUUGCACUGAAAAAGGAGUUCGGAGACUUUUGAAUGAGGAAAUGGCAAGAGGGCUUGGAAUACCGAAAGGCCCAGAAAUGAACUUGUCCAAGAAAAGCUUGCAACGAACAACAUCGUUGUUUCAUUGGGAAUACCUAUCACAUUCCCUCCAACAUCUGUUCCCCAAGCCUGCUUUGGAAUCAAGACCUACGCCGGCUGAGGACGGACCCGGCAACGAGGCUUCAUCACCUGCUGGACCCACGACCUACAAGGAGUUUGGUUGGGUUCCGGCAGAUCUAUCUCCAGGAGAAACUUGGCACCAGCAACGCAUAUCCAACCUCCGGUGGGCUUCAGAACACUAUCCAGAGCCCAAGGACAUCUUUGACGAUGGCCUUCAUCGGUUGGCUGUGCAUUGA